This is a messenger RNA of Rhineura floridana, 7403 nucleotides long. RefSeq names its product synaptophysin-like protein 1. NCBI's taxonomy places the organism in Eukaryota, Metazoa, Chordata, Lepidosauria, Squamata, Rhineuridae. The record is from RefSeq and is a predicted model, not a curated record. Gene Ontology annotation, cellular component: synaptic vesicle; synaptic vesicle membrane. The coding region runs from base 158 to 892 and encodes 244 amino acids. The transcript has 6 exons.
GAGAAAGCUGGCUAAGCCCGCUACACCACUCCCCCUCAACCUACCCCCCGCCCAGGGCAGCUGCAGCCGAUCGGCUCUGGGCUAUGCCAGGCAGCAACCACGUUUGCAGCGGGGCGCUCUCAGGGUGGGGCGUGAGCAGCGUCGGGCCAAGCCUAGCAUGGAGCGAGUGAGUCAGAAAAUGUCUGGGCUGCAGCUCAACUUGGGACCCCUGAAGGAGCCGCUGGGCUUCAUCAAAGUCUUGCAAUGGAUUUUCUCCAUCUUUGCAUUUGCCACCUGUGGGGGUUACAGUGGAAAAACCUCCAUUGAUCUCAUCUGCGUCAAUGGCACAAACCAGAGUCUUAUAGCUAAUUUUUCAUACCCUUUCAGGUUGUACAACGUUUUGCUCGGCCCUGGAGUCCACAGCUGUGCGAAGUUGUGGGACAAGACUUACUACCUGUCAGGAGACUAUGCCUCCUCUGCGCAGUUCUUCGUCACUUUUGCAGUCUUCGUGUUCCUGUAUUGCAUCGGUGCCUUGGUGCUGUACCUGGGCUAUUUGCACUUGUAUCGGGGUGCUGGUAAACUCCCCAUGAUUGACUUUGCUAUCACAGUGCUCGUCUCUUUCCUGUGGCUGGUGAGCACGUCGGCCUGGGCAAAGGCCCUCACAGACAUCAAAGCAUCCACUGGCUCCAGCCUUGUGCAUGAACUUGACCCUUGCAAACUCCACACUGGGUUAUGUAAUUUCAAGGAAAUCAGAAGCUUCGGUUCCUUGAAUGUCUCUGUGGUCAUUGGUUUCCUCAACCUGAUCCUCUGGGCAGGAAACGCUUGGUUUGUCUACAAGGAAACCAGCCUGCACAACCCUCCAGCGGCCGCUCCUCCAACCCCAGCCAAUCCCUCGCCCCAUUCGGGGAUGUAAGGAGCAUGGAAAGCCAACCUCUCACCGGCAGGAUGGUCACGGCAGCAGUUUUUUUUAACCCCCUCCCAAUUAUGCAAUUGAUGUGUGAAAAAUGGAUGGGUUUCCUUUUGUGUUCCAAAGCCUGUGUCUAAGAGGAAGGAAUAGAGAUCUAUGUUCUUGCCUGUGUGCAUCCAAGCAGAUCAUGCUACUGUAUUGAAGUUUAUUCUGUGUGUGGAAAAUAAGAACACACACUUCUUGAUUUAAAGCUUAGGAGCGUCUGCUGCCUGCAGCCUCUCAGGGCUGGCUUUCAGCAUACACUGGUCAGCAUACACUGUGUGAACUGAGUUAUGUUGCUUUGCAUGAGGUGUAGCUGCUUCCUGUGUGUUUACUCAGUUCUGCUGAGUUCAGUGGGGCUUACUCCCAAGUAAGUGUGAUUAGGACUGCAGCCUUGGUCUUGCCCAGACAUACGCCUUCGGCUGCCUUAUAGGCAGGAAUGAUAGAUUACACUCAGAGGUGUUCAUUGUUCUUGGGUUACACUACUGUCCUGCUAUGACAGGAAAAGGCUAAAUGACCGAGAGAUACAGUCUCUGUAUGUGAAACUCCAGACACCCAAACCUUAGAUCUGCAACUCUAGGAAUAGUAGAGAACGGGACUAGGGAACCUGUGGCCCUCCAGAUGUUGUUGGACUCCAACUCCCGUCAUCCCUACCUAUCAGCCAUGCUGGCUGGGGCUGAUGGGAGUUAGAGUCCAACAACGUCUGGAGCUUCCCCACAUCUGGUAGAGCAGCCUUUCUCUGUACAUAAUCUGUAUAGACAAAAAAGAGUUGUAAGAGUCGGUGAUAACCAGGAGCUCUGCACAAAAUAUGACAUCUGAAAUGAAUAGCAACUUGGAACGCAAUCCUAACCUUUAAAUCAAAGUUUAGUUUCUAGGCCUUAACAGGUGGUGGGAGAAUGUGAGACUUCAGUGAGGGUAACACUCAGUCUUUCUCCUUGGCCCUGAAUCCACAUCUCUUUUGCGCUAGCGGAGCCUUUAUAGUGCUUCACAAACCAGCUGAACCCAGAAUUUCCAAUUCCCUUUAAAAGGAAAGAACCAAAGAAGCCAUACUUCAUACAGAUUGUACCAUGCAAAAUCAUAACUAUUGGCGGAGUUUGCAAAUUCUCAUUAUCUGGUUAGAUUUUUCCAAAUGUUGAUUUUGUGAUUACAAGAGUUUGGAGGCUUGUGUGUGUGCGUUUUAGCACAGUGUUCCAGAACUCCUGGUUACCUCUUGGCUAAAAAGUUGCAAUAUUAACAUCAAGUAUUUCCUAUUUCUGUGCAUGUAGAAUUCUACCGUUUGGAUUCCUAAGAAUCUCAGCUUUGAUUAUUUAAAAAUGCAAAGUUCUAACUUUUAUAAAUCCCAAAAAUGGGGCUCCAGAGCUCAGUGGGUAGAUUUGUGGAUUUCUAAUAACGUUCCCCAUUGCUAAACAUCCCUCCCACUGCCCACUUCAACAACCUUUGAAAUGGUCUCCUGUUAUCAAGUUGCUGUUCUGUCAAAAUAUUCUGAAAAGGUUCAAAAGAAAGCAUGCUAAUUGAGCAAUUUGUAUGGAAAAUAAGUAUAUUUGCAUAUAUUUUAAUUGUGCUCAUAAUUUAUUGUGAGAACAGUCACAAGGAAAUAUAAUUAUAUCAGAAGAUUUCUCCUAUGAUCUCUACUCAUGCAUAGGAUUUUGUUUGGGAGGAGUUGUAGUUUUCAUUCCUCUUCUGAUUGAUGUAUUUUGCAAAAGCUUUUCAUUUCCUCUCAGCAAUGUCUUUUUCAUCACGUUGUUGAUUCAUUUGGAUUUUCACUGUAAGAAGUCUUGGAGCAAGGAUGGGGAACCUGUGGCCCUCCCGAUGUUGGAUUUCAACUUCCAGCAUUUCUGGCCAUCGACUGUACUGGCAGCUAGCAAGUAUUUUGAAAUAUUUUGGGGUGAGGGGGAUGGCAGGGUCUAUGAAUUGUCACUAUAGGUCAUUGGCAACCCACUCCAUCCACCAUUACAUUUAGAAUUGGGGGGGUAACUACCACUUUGUCCCUAUCACUCCCCCAGUGGGUAGGUGGGUGGCCCUUCAGAUGCUGUUGAGACUCUAGCUCCCAUCAGCCCUGGGCAUGAUGGAACUUGUACGCCAGUAACAUCUGGGUUCCCCAUCCAUGCCUUACGCCAUGCUGUCUCCACCCUACCUAAUCCUUUAAUGCUCAAAGUAAAGAAUACACAGAUUGCCCCCAUUCGAUUGUGUUGAAUGUCUUCAAGACUGAGAGCUAGAGUCUCUCCAUCUAAUAUUCUAAUCUACAGGCUACAUAUACCAAACUUUUACAAUGUAAAAGUCUAAACCAGUAUUGGCGACCUGUGUGAAUUGAGAACUUUUUGACGUGUGAAUUGAGAGCAUGGCUUGCUAGACUAGGGGUGGGCAUAAUUCAGGUUUGUGGGAUCUAUCAUUUUUCACUAGUACCCUGGGGUCCGCCACCCACAGUCAGGUGCAAUAAUGGCUCAGAAAGGCAGAACCAUAUGCACAGUGGCAACUCUGAAGACAAGGCCAGUUUCCUCCUACAUUCCAUUGGCUAUACAUUGGGAUGAUGAACAUAUGAAAGAGCAGAGGUUCUAAUAGCCUAAUUAGAAAAUAAAAGUGCCCUUUUGCUGUUCCUAUGAUCAAAGAGUGAGAAGUCAGAAACCCUUGCUCAUUUUUUAAAAAACUCCCCAGUAAUCAGUCAGUAGAUGGCAACCUACCUUCUGCCCAUCCCUAACCACAAACACAGUCAACACUCUCCUGCAUCUGCAAACAGUCUGUUUGAGAAUUGGUUCACUUCUCACUGAGGAAUCCCUGAUGAGCUUCCAGUGAAUCCCUGGUUUUUCCCAGACUAUUUGAAAACCACUGGUUUAAAACAUUGAAGAAGAGUUAGGCGGUGCUGAUUACAACUGACUCGUUUCCAUUUUGGAAAAUGUGCUUCCAAAAUAGCAUGAUUUUUUAAAAAUCCAAUCCUGAAUACAUAAUGGGUAAUUAAAAUGAUAAAGCUUGUAACUCACUCGUUUUGCUUCCAACAAUUCUAAAUGCAUUUUCCUUCCAUGAAUUAAAUUGAUAACUCCCCCUCCCAUUUCUGUCAAUGAAUUCAUUAUCAGAUAUUCAGUAUUAGAUAUCUUCCCUGGUGCUCCCCCCUUUUAAAGCAGUUCUCCUACAGCGCAAUGCACUCCAGGCUCAUGAACUGUUUGUGAGUGCCUUUGCCUAUAGAAUCCUUGUAGCCCAGUUUAAGGGGUGGGAAUUGGAGAAGCAGCUGUGGCUACAUGGUACACAGGUGCAGUCAUCUGGGGUCUUGGGGGGGUGUCUUUGUCCUUUCCUGCUGAUUGGAGUCAAUCAGAAUGAAAGGAAGUGAGUCAACUGCUGAGAAGUCUCUUCUCAGUAGCUAAUGCUUUCCUCUUUCAUGCUUAUUGCUCCUAGGGACGGCUGUUGUUGUGGGAGAAGGUAUUAACAAGGAUCUCAUUCUCAAGCCAAAAAAGGGGGGAUGGGAGGGGGCGUGGCUGUGCCUAUCAUGAAGGGACCCUGCACUUCUGAAUUCGCCACUAUGCUACUGAUGGCACGUGAGAUUGAUGGCUUCUCCUCUCAUUUAAAUGUCAACAGGCACGAGCUGCAAAGUUUCAAGUGUCUCUGCUGUGAUAAGGGCUAGAAACGUGUGCUUUUCUAAAAAAAAAAAAUUGAAAAGCUGAGAUGCUCAGAAAGCUGAAUUUGUACCCAGUAUUACCUGAUACGCUUCUAUAAAACUGCAGUAGACACACCGCCCUGCUUCUGAGGUCUUGAAAUGAAUUUACCACAAGCUGUUGCAAGUUCUUUAUUCUGGGUUGGUUCCAAUGCUGCCAUCACACUCAUGCAGUAGACUUCUGCUUGUGCAACGGUGCUUUCUUUGUCCCCUCCCCUGCAGCUCCUUCCCCGGUAUUCUCAAAAUUGGGCAACUCUGUGGAGCAGAUGAGGGGGGUGCAAGGAGAGGAAGAUGAAAUCCCGUUGUGUGAGUAGAAUGCUGCUCACAUAGUUUUGGGUUUCACAUGCAUAGAAGCAAGUUGACCUAACCAGUCCCCAAUAACAUUAUGCGUCUUUUGCAGGGGUACCAUGCAGCAUCCAUGUUCUUCAUUAUUUAUGGUUCUGCCUUAAAUCUACACUCAAGGUGUUUGGGAAUCUGCAUGGUGCUCAAUGCUGAAGAGUGAGGGAUGUGACUUCAAAGGCACAAUCCUAAGUAUUGGUGCCUUCAUUUUUUUAAAAAAAGGUUUCUAGGCCUCAUGAUUUAUGCUGCUUGUCCCCCUAACAUUUGUUUCCUGCUUGCUGCAGGUGCGUGAGCAAAAUGUAUGGCUGGGUGGGAAAAAACUGCCUUGCCAAAUAGCCACAGGGAGAUGCCACAUAGGUUUAUGAAGCCGCUAUAUCUAUCCUGCUGCUCAUUUUGAAUAAUCGUUCUCUGAACCUCUCAGGGCUGAACCAAAGUCCUUUUGGGGGCUUCUUUUUUUUACUCCUUAUGGCUCCUUCCCUUCAUCAUUGCUUAGAAUGAGUGUGCAUGUAUUAGACCUGCUAGAGCAGGGGUCUUAGGGAAGGAACGUAGCUCAGUGGUAGAGAAUCUGCCUUGCAUGUAGAAGAUCCCAGGUUCAAUUCCCGGCAUCUCUGAGUAGGGCUGGGAAUAAAACUCCUGUCUGAAACCCUGGAAAAUGACUGCCAGUCAGUGCAGACAAUAGGGAGCUAGAUGGACCAAUGAAUCUUGCUCAGUAUAAGGCAGCUUCCUAUGUUCCCUAACAGCAAGCAAAGAUUCCGCCUAGCUCAUACCAGCAGAUGACUCUGACCUACCAUCUUUUACAAAACUUGGACCUUGUCACAUGGCCUGUGGUCUAUCAGUACUGUAGCUGGUUACCCUGCAGUUCCCUUUGGCCAGCUUCCAGAUUCAGGACCUAUUGUGUGUGGCAGAUUGACCCCUAGGCACACAAGUCACUCAUAUCCAUGUGGAUUUUCCCAUUCAAUUCCUGGCUGAAAAACCUGCCAAGUGAUUGGAUGCAACUGUCAAGAGAGAACUUUUGCCUUGAAUUUGAAGAAAUUGAGAGAUGCAAAAGAGGCUGGACAGAAUUGCACCCCCUUUCAUAUUAGGGGGUGGAUGAGAGCGAAUUUAGAAGAUGCUUGUGCAAAACUCACAGGUGCCUCCCUGGAUCCUGUGCUGCUGAAUGCCAGUGUGAAAUCCCCAUAAUGACCCAAAUGGCAUUAUCUUGAUGUGGCAUCAUUCAGGGGCAUGAUGGGAAUUUUAAAAUGGCAGCACAUGAACCAGAAGGAGUGCCGGUGAGUUUUACACCCCUUGAACUUUGCGCUCUCUCUCUUUAAAUAACCCAAAUGCCCCCCUUUCACCACCACCAUAUGGGGUGACAGAAAUGGGAGGUGAAUUUUGUUACAGUAAUUUUAUUCACCUAACCCAUUUGCCAGUAGCCUGUUUCCAGGUUGAAUAUUAGAUACCCCCACCCAACAAUGGCCAUAUGAAUUGAAAGAAAUGCAUAAAGUGGUUGUGUAGAUAGCCCCUCGAUUUGUUUUGAAUGCUUGUGAAGCUGUUAAAAACACUGAAUACACUUCACUCCGCAAAUAUGUGCAAAUAAUGCUUCCUGCUUUCUUAGUAAUGCUACAAAGAAGCACUUUUUGGCUGGACAGAGAAGAAUGUUAAAAUAUAGCUAACAUCCUUUCCCCCCACCCCCACUUGGGGACAUGUUAUACAUAACAACCUCACAAUUUUUUAACACUUGAUACUAGAUCUUUGCAAAAUCACCUCAGAUGCAGAUAGCACAAACAAAUUCAAACACACACGUAUUCCUCUUGUAAAAAAUGCUGGCUGUGCCUUUUCUAAUCUAUUGCCAGGGAGCUCUGGACGUUACAUGAUUGUAUGGAGCUCUAUUCCAGAUCAGUUGAGCUCAUGUGGCGUCAUUACAAAUGAUAUCUUUCAUUUUUUGCUAAUCUCUGGGCUUGCGUAUCCUGAAAUGGCAGGAUAUGGAGGCUAAAUGCAUUUAUUCUUUUUUUUAAAAGGCACACUUUUAAACUUUUAAAAAUCUCUCACUGCAAUUGUUUGCAAUACCUGUAUGUGUUCUGUACACACAACCAAUGUAAUUAAAAAUUGCUCAUUGAAUAUCACUUGCUCCAAGUUGCAAACGCCUCCAUGCUUUCAGAGUUUGUCAAGAGUAUGGUUGGGCUUGAGCUCGUGUACAUGUUUCUGUGCAUUUGCGAUAUCUUGAUAAAUCUCAGGUUUUAUUUGAAAGGGUGAGGGGAAGCAAGUUUCUAGCUCUCAUGGUGGCAAAUACAAUUCUAGAAAUAAGGGCAGUGGUUAGCUGAAGGUGGAAGUGAGGUAGUCGCCAUCUUCAGGACUACUGAGCAGAUUCAAUUUGAUCGCAGAAUUCACUCCUAUGACUGCCAGUAAGUUGGCAGUGUAAUUGUAUCUUCUGUGUUCAUCUUAUAGAAGAAAAGGGGGGGAUUGGACUGGGUCUGUUUUUUGACAUUUUGGUUGCUUAAUAAAGGUUUUGCCCUAAUACAA